This is a messenger RNA of Carya illinoinensis, 2869 nucleotides long. Its product is annotated as sucrose synthase 6-like. Gene Ontology annotation, molecular function: sucrose synthase activity. The record is from RefSeq and is a predicted model, not a curated record. Gene Ontology annotation, biological process: sucrose metabolic process. NCBI's taxonomy places the organism in Eukaryota, Viridiplantae, Streptophyta, Magnoliopsida, Fagales, Juglandaceae. Bases 160 to 2589 code for a protein of 809 amino acids. The transcript has 15 exons.
AUUGACAAAACCCAAAGCAAGUUCCCAAGAUGAAAAAAAAGAGUUAGCCAUGCAUCAAAAUUUUAGUAACCUUUGUAGCUCUAUAAAUGCAGAACUCCUAGACACCAAGCUUUCAACAAACCCAGAAACCUUAGUCUGUCUUCUGAAACUUGUUUUCAAAUGGCUUCUGCAGCAACCUUAAAGCGCUCAGAGUCGAUAGCUGAUAACAUGCCAGGUGCCUUGAGGCAGAGUCGAUACUAUAUGAAGAAGUGCUUUGCUAAGUACGUUGGAAAGGGAAGAAGGAUAAUGAGACUUGACCAUUUAAUGGAUGAAAUGGCACAAGUCAUCGAUGACCAAAAGGAAAUAACUAAGGUCUUGAAGAGCUUGAUUGGCUACAUACUAAGUUCCACACAGGAAGCUGUUGUCAUACCACCGCAUGUUGGCUUUGCCAUAAGACCAAAUCCUGGAUUUUUAGAAUUUGUCAAAGUCAGCUCUGAUGAUUUAUCCGUUGAGGCCAUCACUGCUCCAGAAUUUUUAAAGCUUAAAGAAAUGAUCUAUGAUGAAGAAUGGGCAAAUGAUGAAAAUGCUCUGGAGCUAGAUUUUGCAGCACUUGACUUCACUAUUCCUCACUUGACCCUGUCUUCUUCAAUUGGAAACGGGCACAAUUUUGUUGCAAAGUUCACGACUUUAAAGCUUAGCGGAAGAGUGGAGAAUGCACAACCUCUUGUGGACUACUUACUAACACUCGAUCAUCAAGGAGAAAAACUUAUGAUAAAUGACAAACUCGAUACUGCUUCAAAGCUUCAGAUGAUGCUAAUAGCAGCUGAAGUGUUCGUGUCAUCACUUCCCAAGGACACUCCAUUUGAAGAUUUUGAGCUAAGAUUUAAGGAAUGGGGCUUCGAGAAAGGUUGGGGAGAUACAGCACAAAGAGUAAAGGAGACAAUGAGAACACUCUCAGAAGUACUCCAAGCACCCGAUCCAUUACAUAUGGAGAAGUUAUUCAACAAAAUUCCUACGACAUUCAAUAUUGUUAUUUUUUCUCCUCAAGGAUACUUUGGCCAAGCAGAUGUCCUAGGGCUGCCGGACACAGGAGGGCAGGUAGUUUACAUUCUGGAUCAAGUGAAAGCUCUGGAAGAAGAAAUACUCCUUAGAAUUAAGCAGCAGGGGCUUAGUGUGAAGCCUCAAAUUCUUGUGGUUACACGACUCAUACCCGAGGCACAGGGAACCAAGUGUAACCAGGAACUCGAAGCAAUCAAUGGCACCAAGCAUUCCAACAUUCUUCGGGUGCCUUUUCAGACAGGAGAAACGGUCUUCCCCUAUUGGGUUUCUCGUUUUGACAUUUAUCCAUAUCUUGAGAAGUUCACUCAGGAUGCUACAGCCAAGAUCCUUGACUUCAUGGAAGGGAAGCCUGAUCUUAUCAUUGGAAAUUACACUGAUGGGAAUUUAGUUGCAUCUCUAAUGGCUAGUAAACUUGGGGUAACACAGGGUACUAUUGCGCAUGCUUUAGAGAAGACCAAAUACGAAAAUUCUGAUGUCAAAUGGAAGGAAUUCGACCCUAGGUAUCACUUCUCAUGCCAAUUCAUUGCUGAUACAAUUGCAAUGAAUGCGUCGGAUUUCAUCAUUGCCAGCACAUACCAGGAAAUUGCAGGAAGUAAAGACAGACCUGGGCAGUAUGAAAGCCAUGCUGCAUUUACGCUCCCUGGGCUUUGUAGAGUUGUUUCAGGCAUCAACGUUUUUGAUCCAAAAUUCAACAUUGUUGCACCAGGGGCUGAUCAAUCUCUCUACUUUCCUCACACAGAGAAACAAAGGCGGCUCACGAUAUUUCACCCUGCCAUUGAAGAAUUAUUGUACAGCAAAGAGGAAAACAAUGAACACAUGGGAUAUCUAGAAGACAGGAUGAAACCUAUCAUCUUCUCGAUGGCAAGGUUCGAUGUUGUGAAGAACCUAACUGGAUUAACAGAGUGGUAUGGGAAGAACAAGCGGCUUAGAAAUUUGGUUAACCUUGUUGUUGUCGGGGCCUUCUUUGAUCCUUCAAAAUCAAAGGAUAGAGAAGAAAUAUCUGAAAUAGAAAAGAUGCACUCAUUGAUAGACAAAUACGAACUGAAGGGUCAGAUGAGAUGGAUUGCAGCACAAACUGACAGGCAACGCAAUGGAGAACUCUAUCGCUGUGUUGCUGACACGAAUGGAGCAUUUGUGCAACCUGCAUUGUAUGAAGCAUUUGGCCUAACAGUCAUCGAAGCAAUGAACUGUGGAUUGCCCACUUUUGCAACCAAUCAAGGAGGCCCUGCAGAAAUCAUCGUUGAUGGGGUCUCAGGGUUCCAUAUAAAUCCCACCAAUGGGGAUGAGUCAAGUAACAAAAUUGCUGAUUUCUUUGAGAAGUGCAAUGUGGAUGCAACAUAUUGGAGCAAGUUUUCUGCAGCAGGUUUGCAGCGCAUAAAUGAAUGCUAUACCUGGAAGAUAUAUGCAAACAAGGUGUUGAAUAUGGCGAGCAUUUAUAGUUUCUGGAGACAGUUGAACAAAGAGCAGAAACUGGCAAAGCAAAGAUACAUCGAAAUGUUGUACAAUCUCCAAUUCAGGGAUUUGGCGAAUAAGGUGCCUAUAAAGAUUUAGUGGAAUCAAAGCCAAAGCCAAAUGUCAAACUGCUGCCCUCAAAAAGCACUAAACUGACAGUGUAAACUGCAAAGGUCGUUCGGAGCCUAAAGUUGUAACAAUUAAUGGUGUUCGACUGUUCCCUCUCAUGUCUUCCUGAAGUUCCUGUUUCCUUCACAUUUAUGCAUAAUAAGUUAUUGUGUGCUGAUUGAUAAAUGGAGAAACGGAUUUCGUGUGUUAAAAGUGCAACCGGUGCUGCUCUGCAUUUUUAUAAUAAGCAUUACGCAUUUUUUAUUUUUAA